This is a messenger RNA of Paraglomus brasilianum, 136 nucleotides long. The record is from the annotation of a GenBank genome assembly. Lineage: Eukaryota; Fungi; Glomeromycota; Glomeromycetes; Paraglomerales; Paraglomeraceae.
UGUUGGAUAUGGUCUCCCUUCUGAGUUAGAUCCCUGGCCAGGUAGAGGUCUAGAACGUCCUUGUGGUCAGAUGGUACAUAUCAAGAAUCCAAUUCUCCAUGAUACUGCUCCAUGGGACAUGAGAGGUAAUUUGUGA